AAUGAUUCAACUCAGCACAAAAGGUACACUAGUGAGUCAUGGCUCAUGGGUGGGUUGUGCAUCAAAUUUCUUUUUUUAAGUCUGGCAUAAAUAAGAUAGAUCAACCUGCAUGCAAGUUCUCUAUGGUUUGAUAAGCUAAUACAACACAAGUCCGAUGCAACAUGAUUCCUUUCUUAACUCUAUUAAAGUACAACUCAUUUAAACACGAGACACGCUGACAUGACACGUGAGCUUGGAUUGAUCGGCCCGUGUCCAAUCGAGAAUACUAGACCAAAGGAAGCAAACGUGGUUAGUUAAGAGCUAUAGAAAUCAAAAGGCCAAAAGGAAACAAAAAUGGAUCAAAUUCUACCCAAAAAAAACUUCCUAUCUCUCACUCCUCAUUUCUACUAUUUCAGCUUUAAUGGCGUUUUCUGGUAUCUCAAUCCUCCCUAAAUUCCAUCAUCUCCCAUUUUCAACUAAGUUUUUCCCUCAAAAUUCUCAAUCAAAUUCAAAUAAAUCUUCAAUUUUGGCGCGAAUUUCCAACGGUCAGCCACCUUCUUCCACCAACGGUCUCCCUUCUUCCAUUUCAGGCAGACCUGAGGCUGAUGUAGUAGUCAUUGGGAGUGGCAUCGGAGGACUAUGUUGUGCUGGACUUUUAGCAAGAUAUGAGCAAGAUGUUCUCGUGUUAGAAAGUCAUGACCAACCUGGGGGUGCUGCUCAUGCAUUUGAAGUUAAAGACUAUAAAUUUGACUCUGGACCUUCUCUGUUUUCUGGAUUUCAAUCAAGAGGUCCUCAGGCAAAUCCACUUGCACAAGUGUUGGAUGCCCUUGGUGAAACAAUACCCUGUGCAAAGUAUGAUUCAUGGAUGGUUUAUUUACCUGAAGCAGAAUUUUUGUCACGAAUUGGACCCACAGAAUUUUUGAAGGAUCUUGAGAAGUAUGCAAGUGCCAAUGCAGUGCAAGAGUGGAAAAAGCUUCUUGAUGCCAUAAUGCCUCUAUCUACAGCAGCAAUGGCUCUCCCUCCUUUGUCUAUAAGAGGUGAUCUGGGUGUCAUUUCAACUGCUGGAGCUAGAUAUGCUCCUUCUUUAUUGAAGUCUUUUGCUGCAAUGGGACCUCAAGGAGCUUUAGGUGCAACAAAGCUUCUCCGACCUUUUUCUGAAAUAGUUGAUUCCCUGGGACUAAAAGAUCCUUUUGUACGGAACUGGGUGGAUCUUCUGGCUUUCCUUCUGGCUGGUGUCAAAUCUAAUGGUAUUCUCUCAGCAGAGAUGAUUUACAUGUUUGCUGAGUGGUACAAGCCAGGAUGUGUUCUUGAGUACCCCUUACAUGGAAGUGGAGCAAUUGUUGAGGCCUUGGUUAGAGGAAUUCAAAAGUUUGGUGGAAGGAUCUCCCUUCGAUCUCAUGUUGAGAAAAUUGUUGUUGAAAAUGGAAGAGCAGUUGGUGUUAAACUCAGAAGCGGUCAAUUUAUACGCGCAAAGAAGGCAGUUGUCAGUAAUGCAUCAAUGUGGGACACCGUGAAUCUGUUACCGGAAGAAUCUGUACCUAAGACAUUUCAAGAGAGAGUUAAUUCAACCCCACAAUGUGAAUCUUUUAUGCAUCUUCAUUUGGGUUUGAAUGCAGAGGGUUUACGUGAAGACCUUGGUAUUCAUCAUAUUGUUGUGAAUGAUUGGAAGAGAGGAGUUGAUGCAGAUCAGAAUGUUGUUUUGAUAUCAGUUCCCAGUGUUUUGAGUCCAGAUUUAGCACCUCCUGGUAAGCAUGUACUACAUGCAUACACACCAGGAACAGAACCUUUUGAAAUAUGGGAAGGGCUUGAUCGUAGAAGUGAUGAAUACAAAAAACUCAAAGCAGAAAGAGCCGAGGUAAUGUGGAGAGCAGUAGAGCGAGCACUUGGUCCAGGUUUCAACAGGGAUAAAUGUGAAGUAAAGAUGAUUGGUACACCAUUAACACAUCAAAGGUUUCUUCGAAGAAAUAGGGGAACGUAUGGUCCAGCAAUUGAAGCUGGCAAAGGCACUUUUCCUGGGCAUGCAACUUCUAUUCCACAACUAUACUGCUGUGGAGAUUCUACAUUUCCAGGCAUUGGUGUUCCUGCUGUUGCUGCAAGUGGAGCCAUUGUUGCUAAUUCCCUCGUUUCUGUAUCUCAACACUCUCAGCUUCUUGAUGCGAUUGGCAUCUAAUAUUAUUAAUCGAAUACGUGUUUACUGUUUUAGCUGGUGUAUAAAUCUAUUCCUCAUUGCAUACUAAAAUUUUCAGCAUUCUGGAUUGAUUUAACAAAUCCUGUAUACAAAAUGCAUAAUUCUAUUUUUUAGACUCUGAA
Molecule: messenger RNA, 2289 nt
Organism: Chenopodium quinoa (quinoa)
Lineage: Eukaryota; Viridiplantae; Streptophyta; Magnoliopsida; Caryophyllales; Amaranthaceae
Product: prolycopene isomerase, chloroplastic-like
Exons: 9
Coding region: 401-2149 (582 amino acids)
Biological process (GO): carotenoid metabolic process
Molecular function (GO): oxidoreductase activity
Source: RefSeq, a predicted model, not a curated record